AUGGCUGCCUCUGCAGAUCGUCGUGAAAUCGUUGUUAUCGGCGGUGGUAUCAUUGGAUGCUGCUCAGCAUACUUCCUCACAAGACACCCCUCCUACGACCCAACCCGUCACAAAAUCACCCUCCUCGAAGCCACCGAGAUAGCUGGCGGUGCAUCUGGCAAAGCCGGCGGAUUACUCGCGCAAUGGGCCUAUCCGAACAACCUCGUAGACCUAAGCUACCCCCUCCACGCCCAACUCGCCAAAGAACACUCCGGCAAAACGAGAUGGGGCUACCGCGAAACAAACUGCGGCCAAAUCGUCGUCCGCGGCCGCGCAAUGACCAACAGACCCGCCAAUAAACCGCCCAGCGAAUCCCUACAGAAGCGCAGCACGGCCGCAAUGUCGAAACUCAACUCCUCCAACACCCCCGAUGAUCUAGACUGGAUAGAGCCGGAUCUUAUGCGCGCCUACGAGAGUAUGAGCGGGCCUGGCGAAACCGCCCAGGUCCACCCGUACCUCUUCACGACGUCCAUGGCCAAACUGGCAGAGGAGAAAGGCGCGGAGAUUAUCCUGGGCCAAGUUACGAAUGUUGCGCGGCCGGAUGGCGCGGUCGAGUCUGUCACUUAUACCGACAAGGCCUCCGGAGAAACACGCACGAUUCCCGCAACGGAUGUCAUUGUCGCUGCGGGACCUUGGACGAGCAAAGUCCUCCCCGAAGCGCCCAUUGCAGCGAUGCGUGCGCACAGCGUUGUGAUCCGGCCAACGAGGCCGGUUAGUGCGUAUGCGCUUUUUACGAAUAUCGAGCUGCCGGCUAAUUUUAACCCGGGUGUUGAGUCGCGGGCUACGGCGGCGGCGCCGGAGAUUUAUGCGCGUCCUGACGAUACGGUAUAUGCUUGUGGGGAUGGCGAUAAGAUUGUUCCUCUGCCUGCGACGUCUGCGGAGGUAGAGGUUGACCAGGAAAGAUGUCAGGAGAUUAUUGAUCAUGUUGGGAGUAUUUCUAAUGAGUUGCGGGAUGGGACGGUUCAGGUUCGACAGGCUUGUUACUUGCCUAAUAGUACUGGGUUUGGUGGACCCUUGGUUGGAUUGACUCAUGAUAAGGGAUUGUAUCUUGCUUCUGGACAUACAUGCUGGGGUAUUCAGAAUGGUCCUGGUACGGGCAAGCUCAUGAUUGCUGUACAAGCUCCGCCUGCAACUCUGUCAACUCUCCGAAAGUCCAUUGAUGCCAGUGCAAAGAUGCGACAUUUCGGUUUCUCCCUACUGACAUCGGUCCUAUACGCGACCGGGAUCUCAGCAAACGAUCCCAGCGAUGCCUCCAUCCUAAUCAAUGAGGCCGCCCGCGCCAACAACAAUUCGCUGCUAUGGGGCCCCUACAAGUCCAACCUGUACUUCGGAGUACGCCCUCGCAUUGCAAACAGUCUAGCUGCUGGAUUGAUGUGGGCCAAGGUCGAUGACUUUGCAACCGCGCAGCAGAACUUUAGACACACCUGCGAACAAAAUGAAGGCAUGGCUGGCUAUGGCUGGGACGAAUACGAUGUGAGGAAGGGUGGAAGAGAGACCAUCCACGAUGCUGGGAACAGUCUGGACCUCACGAUCGAUUUCGUCAAGGUUCCUGGCGGCCAGCAUGGUGGUAGCUGGGGAUUCCGCGUGAAGGGAACCCCUCGCGAAGACGGUAGCCCUGACCAGCCCACAUCGAUGAUUUUCUACACGACCCUUGAAGGACUCGGUGAAGUGGGCGUUGAUAUGAACACUGCUUCCUCGAGCUCCCCGCUUGACGGCGACUUGAAAUUCAACGGUUAUUCCUCGGAGCUAGGCGACUUCUCCAUCGAUGUCACCUCUGGCCCGGAGAGCAAUGAGUAUUUCAGCCAUGACCACCCUACCUAUGACGAGAAGCCAUUGGGGCACGGCAUCGUUUCAAGUGCGACUAUGCCGCCACAGGCUCUCUGGCAAGCUAAGGGCAUUCUGUUCACUCAAAUGAAGGGCGAGGUUGAGAAAACCAUUGAACAGCAUGGAACGGAUAACCCCCCCUCCUCCGGCACAGCUAAGGUCUUCACUGGGGCAUUCGAGUUUGACGUUCUUUUCUCUUCUGGUUCGGCCUCUGAGCCCAUGACUUCGGAGAUCAUCACCAAGGAGCUCGAGAAUGCUUCCCUUUCGUUUUCGCAGAGAUUCAAGGAAGUUCUGGAACCAAAGGCGCCCUUCAAGUCGGAAGAGUAUUCGAAGUUUUCCAAGGCUAUGCUUUCAAACUUGAUUGGUGGUGUUGGAUUCUUCCACGGCGACGAUCUCGUCGACCGCUCUGCCUCUCCUGCUUAUGACGAGGAAAACGAGGGCUUCUGGGAGGAGACUGCCGAGGCGAGGGCUGCCGCACAGCCUGUCCUCGAGGGCCCCAAGGACCUCUUUACCUGUGUUCCUUCCCGGCCAUUCUUCCCUCGAGGAUUCCUCUGGGACGAGGGUUUCCACCUGAUGCCUGUCAUGGAGUAUGACUCUGAUCUUGCUCUCGAGAUCAUCAAGAGUUGGUUCCAUCUGAUGGAUGAGGACGGAUGGAUCGCUCGUGAGCAGAUCCUGGGCCAGGAAGCUCGCAGCAAGGUCCCGCAAGAAUUCACGAUCCAAUAUCCCCACUACGCCAACCCACCUACUCUUUUCAUGGCCCUGGAAGCUUUCAUGGACAAAUCGAGAACUAACAAGAACAAGAGCGACGAGUCGGGAUCUCUUGAUAUUCCAGAUGUGGCAGAGAACCUCCGCACCGCGACCCUGCGAAACCCCGAACUGUCUGAAGCCUACCUCCGCUCCUUCUACCCCCUGAUGAAGAGACAUUACAACUGGUUCCGCAACACCCAGCGCGGCGAUAUCAAAUCGUACGACCGUGAAGCAUUCUCGACCAAGGAAGCCUACCGCUGGCGCGGCCGCUCUGAGCAGCAUAUCCUGACCUCCGGUAUCGACGACUACCCGCGCGCCCAGCCUCCUCACCCCGGUGAGCUGCACGUGGAUCUGAUCAGCUGGAUGGGUAUGAUGACCCGUACUCUGCGCCGUAUUGCCGAGACCCUGGGCGAGCAAGAGGACGCGGAGGAAUUCGCCUACUACGAGAACGCCAUCACACGCAACAUCGACGACCUGCACUGGAACGAGAAGGAGCAGACCUUCUGCGACGCUACUAUCGAUGAAUUCGAGGAGAGCGUUCACGUCUGCCACAAGGGUUAUAUCUCUAUCUUCCCUUUCCUCACUGGCAUGCUUGGACCCGAUAGUCCCCGUCUCAAGGCUGUGCUGGACCUCAUCAAUGACCCCGAAGAGUUGUGGAGUGACUAUGGUAUUCGCAGUUUGAGCAAGAAGGACAAGUUCUACGGUACUGAGGAGAAUUACUGGAGAAGCCCGAUCUGGAUGCCUAUCAACUAUCUGGUAUUGAAGAAUCUCUACGACACCGCCAUCACGCAGGGUCCCCACCAGGAGCAAGCGCGGGAGAUGUACUCCCAGCUGCGCAAGAACCUGGUCCAAAACAUUUUCAAGGAGUGGAAGGAGACUGGUUUCGCCUGGGAACAGUAUAAUCCCGACACGGGUAAGGGACAGCGAACGCAGCACUUUACCGGCUGGACCAGUAUGGUGGUGAACAUGAUGUCGAUGCCGGAUCUCAGCGAGAGCGCAAGCGGACACGCGUCUGAGUCGCACGACGAGCUUUAG
Penicillium manginii is the source of this 3645-nucleotide messenger RNA. RefSeq names its product mannosyl-oligosaccharide glucosidase (gene cwh41). Gene Ontology annotation, molecular function: Glc3Man9GlcNAc2 oligosaccharide glucosidase activity; oxidoreductase activity. The record is from RefSeq and is a predicted model, not a curated record. NCBI's taxonomy places the organism in Eukaryota, Fungi, Ascomycota, Eurotiomycetes, Eurotiales, Aspergillaceae. The coding region runs from base 1 to 3645 and encodes 1214 amino acids. Gene Ontology annotation, biological process: protein N-linked glycosylation; oligosaccharide metabolic process. The transcript has 11 exons. Gene Ontology annotation, cellular component: endoplasmic reticulum membrane.